UUUGAAUCAACGUCAAAACAUUUCUUGUAAUUGUUUUUUCAAGUUAUUUUUCUAUUCGGUUUCAGUUUAUGUACUUUUUAAGAAUAAUUUUAAUGAUUAAAAAGGUGAUGGAUUCAUAAGAAUAAGUUACCAAACACUAGGAGAAUCUGAUGUGAUAUGUGUGCUAUUUAAGUGCUUCUUGUAUAAACAAAGAUGAAAUAGUAGAAUUAACUGGAAAAAUAGUUUUAGCAUUUACUGCAAGUUUAUAACGCAAUCAAUUUGAAGAUGUUUAUAUUAUAAUAUUUGAAGGAGGUCCCCAUUUUUGAUAAAUUUUAGAACCCUAGGUUAUGGCUGAUAGUGAUUGCAUUAGUGAAACUGCAAGUUCUGCUUGUGAUGAAGAAAGAAUUAGGAGAUUAUUUCAAGCAUGUGAUACUAACGGCGAUGGCUUUAUAGAUAGUAAUGAUCUAUUCUCCAUAUGCAAAGAACUCAACCUAGAAGACUCUAUUGGUGAGCUUAUGCAGCAAUUAGGGGCUGAUGCACAAGGCAGAAUAUCAUACGAACAGUUCUUAAGAAGCAGACUUGCCCUAAGACCUGAAAUUGAUGCUUUAAAACACUCAAAACAUGAUGUUGCCAGUGAUAAUAGUCAGGGAAAACUAGAUCAGUGGGAAUGGGACUCUGGUGCUAGAGAUAUGAGCCCUAUUCCAAAGUCACUUGUUCAAAAAGUUGGAAUGUACACAGAAGAAGAUUUAAAAAUUCAGAUUGAGAAGAGCACAGUGGAACAAGCACAAAGGUAUGAAGAGCGUUUGACUGAGUUACAUUCUGUUAUUGCCGAAUUGACAAAGAAGUUGCACCAGCAAAGGGCAAUGGCAAUAGCAGAAGAAGAUGAAGCUUCAGAAGUCUGUACCAGCGCCUUUGAUGACUCAGCAACGUGUGCUUUAGAAGUAAGUGAAAUGGACCCCCCUGAAAACGGUAAUGGCUCGGAUUCGGACAACAAAAUUCCUGAAAUCUCAGUGGAACAACCGUCUUCAAAAUUGAGCCCCACGAGCGAUAAAAACUCCGAAACGUUCACCAAUAUUGUGGACUCAUUAAAGUCCGAAAUUGACAACUUGAAAUCUCAGCUGUUGCAUGCUCAAGCAAAAAUUCAAGAGUAUGAAAAGCAAGAAAAAGAGACCAACAAAAGGGAAGUGCUAAAGACGAUUACCAAAAGGCUUCUUGAGACCGAUAUGGACGAUUUAGACCCGAAAGUCUAUUCUGAAGAGAAGGCAGAUAUUAAAUAUGGUAACGUUGUCUCUAUAAACAGAACUAGCACUUCCAAGACGCCCCUAACUAAAGUUGCGGAGCGUGUUAAAUUAAGACGUGCGACCGAUUUGCGAAGAGAAAUAAACCCCAACGAUUUGGUAAACAGCGAGUUGCCCACUGCAGUUGCCGAGCACAUUGUGGGUGACAUUUUGUGCCAGUGUGACCCCAGUAGCGAAAAAAGCAACGGUGCAAUUGAAAUGAAAAGGAUAAUAUCGAAAUUGGAACACAUAAAAUCACAAAAUUUGCUUUUGGAAUUAACUUUAAACGAAACCAAAGCCAGUUGCGACAGAUUAGCGCUUCUGUGUGGUAAAUACGAAUCCAAUGCAAUAGCCCUACAUUUAGCUCUGGCUGUUUCUGAUAGAACUAUUGAGGCUUACGAUGUCCUGCUAGCUUUGCUUGAAACGGAAAUAGGUUUAAAUGAAAAUAUUCCAGAAACUUUCGAAAACCGAAUGGCUGCAGAAAGCAUCGCUUUGCAACUUCUAAAAUAUUUGGACGAAUAUAAGUCUACAGACGCGUUUUUCUCAUCGUGGCAGCGUCAUCGUUUUCAAACGUCCAAUAUUGCAUGCGACCACCAAUGGACUUCAGAACACGAAAAUAGGCUCAGGGAGCACGUCUCUCGACUGAAGGCCGAAAGAAGUAACAUUCAAGGGACUUGUGUAUCCCUUGAAUCGCCCCAUAUGGAACCAGUUCCUACAAAGUCGGCAUCCACCCAAGAAAACAGGAAAAUGGACCUAGAAAUGGCCGUUCUUAUGCAAGAACUAAUGAGCCUCAGAGAAGAUCGAGCGGAACUCAUAGCCAAGCUUUUCACCUUAGACAAAGAAAAGAGUGCUAUUGAACUGAAAUUGAAAUAUGUUGAAGGGCAGCACAAGGCCCAGUCGGCCACUUUGAAAAACGUACAGGGACAGUUGAGAGACACAGAGAAUCUUUUGGCAGCUGCGACGCAAAAUAGGGAGAAGAAUUAUUCAGAUUUAGAGCAUACUGAAGGGGUUGAAUUAGAACUCAUGCAAGCUCUGGCAAGGGAAGCAAGACUGAAAUUGAGAUUACAGGAAUUAAUAGCGAUUUUGGAACAGGUAACUAAAAACACAGAUGCUAGAUUACUUGAAGGGAGAGAAAUGGUCCAGGAUUUAAAUCAAACAAAUAGUAUUUUAUCUGAAACUGUCGAUAGAAAUCAUCGUCGAUACCAAGCGCGUUUAAAAAAAAUGGAACAGCAAUUGGUUUUAAUGACUGAACAGCAUAAUUUACAGGUCAAAGCCCUACAGUCACGUAUUGCUGCUCUAGAAACGCCUCCAACUAAUAGUUCAGAAAACUCUGUGAAUUCCCUAAAUACAUAGUUCUAGUACUUGUAAGUUAUAACUAAAAAUAAAGCUCCACAUUAUGUAUUAAUAAUAAUACUAAAUAAAUAAUAAA
Molecule: messenger RNA, 2685 nt
Organism: Agrilus planipennis (emerald ash borer)
Lineage: Eukaryota; Metazoa; Arthropoda; Insecta; Coleoptera; Buprestidae
Product: colorectal mutant cancer protein
Exons: 13
Coding region: 327-2609 (760 amino acids)
Molecular function (GO): calcium ion binding
Source: RefSeq, a predicted model, not a curated record